This is a messenger RNA of Physella acuta, 1511 nucleotides long. RefSeq names its product F-box/LRR-repeat protein 21. The record is from RefSeq and is a predicted model, not a curated record. Gene Ontology annotation, molecular function: protein binding. NCBI's taxonomy places the organism in Eukaryota, Metazoa, Mollusca, Gastropoda, Physidae. Gene Ontology annotation, biological process: positive regulation of protein ubiquitination.
AUCCUGCGCAGAUCCAAGAUGGCGACUUUAAAGAGAAUCCCCACACUUAAAGCUAUAAACCAGCCUUUAGGAUUUUAAACAUGUUUACAGAGGCUGACUGGAGCCGUCUACCUUACCUGGUCUUGGUUCAAGUCUUCCAACACCUGGACAACCCAGACAGGUACCACGCUGCUCUCACGUGUAAAUCUUGGCUACUGACACUCUCUAGUCCAGUCUUGUGGCGCACGGUACACUUCAAGUUAAACACCAAAUACGAUGAAUGUUUGCUCAUUUUCAUCAGAAGGAUGGGGAAAGUUUUUCUGCACAUUAGAGCCGAUUGUGCAGCGCAGACAGCUGGAGAUAUCAGCUAUAGCUUAAGAUUCUUGUGCCAUUUUAUCGAAGCUCUACUGACCACUAACAACCAGCAACUGGUAACUCUCAGCCUGACUGGCAUGGAGAUGUGGAAAUUAUUCUCCGUUUACCUCAAGUGGGAGUUAGUCGAACAACUGGCCAUUCUGAUAGAAAACCAGCGAAAUCUUCAAGUACUGGAUCUCAGCCACGCUAAAUUAAAUAAAGAUCAAGGUUUCCGGUUGCUAGAAGCUGCAGCCAGCCAUCAGUGCCGACAGACGAUCCACACCCUGGACAUUGACUGGCUCAUUAACCAAAAGGAGUCAGGGGGUGCAAUCAAUGAUACAAAUUUUCAUCACUUCAUGUCCCGUUUUAGCAACUUAGCGGACUUGAAGCUGAGCCACCUCUACAUGUCAGACGACCUGCUGUACCUGCUAGCUAAGACAGCCAGCCACAGCCUGAGGUUGAUCUCUAUCAUCACAGAGGAUUUUUUCGUAAUAAACCAUCCUCCAACUACCAGUACAGCCUGGCAGUAUAUGAAGUCUGCAUGUCCAAGCCUCAAUGUUGAAGUUUUUAUAAACCCAUUAAAGGGUCGGGAGUUCAGAUUUCCAGUGAAUGCGUUUCUAAUCCCUUGUAUGCCAUUACAUAAAUUAUAUUGGAACUGUAGCAGUUCAAGUUUUCAACUUGGCCUGGCACACAUCGCAGACAACUUUCAGAACUCAUUGCGGCAGCUCCACGUCAUUUUUUGGGAUUUUCCCGAUAAAAAUUCCCUCCUGGACCUGAUCAUAAGGUGUCACAGUUUAGAAACCUUGUCAGUAGAGGCUUCAAACCUGACAAGUGGCCAGGAAGACAGCAUCGAGGAUGUCAUCAAACUUGGUCUUGCCGGUCACCACUCCAGCACACAUGCCUGUGUUGCCACGUUAAACCAUAAGGACGUGAGUUUAAAGGCAGACGACAAUCUUUUGUUGGAAUCGGACGUGAGUGGACAAGACGCAUGUCCCACAGGCCUGUCGAUGGGUGGAUGGUGCUGUGAGCAGGUUAAAAUAUGGGCCUGGAAAGGUUGGACAUUGGUUGAAAUGCUGGUAGUGUGGUUCCAAUCGUUCUUUUGAUGCCUGGAUAUGAUCGGCUAGACAUCCCAUGAGAUAAUGAAUUGACAUCGUAAAUGUGAAACAAUUAAAUGGUUU